Messenger RNA from Gavialis gangeticus (Gharial), 2238 nucleotides. It is a transcript of the gene DARS2, whose product is annotated as aspartyl-tRNA synthetase 2, mitochondrial. The coding region runs from base 78 to 2015 and encodes 645 amino acids. Lineage: Eukaryota; Metazoa; Chordata; Crocodylia; Gavialidae. The record is from RefSeq and is a predicted model, not a curated record. The transcript has 18 exons. Gene Ontology annotation, biological process: aspartyl-tRNA aminoacylation. Gene Ontology annotation, cellular component: mitochondrion; cytoplasm. Gene Ontology annotation, molecular function: ATP binding; aspartate-tRNA ligase activity.
CUCUCCGGGGUGCCGCAGGGGGCCAAGCCGUGUCAGCAGUGGUAGGCGGGCCAAGUUCAGUUCUUUCGGUAUAUACGAUGUCCUUUCACCACAUGCUGCGCCUGCUACACAGGGAGCUCUCUUUGUUCUCUAGAAGACUAAACAGGCCCUGGUGGAGAUCUAUUUCCAACAGUUUUGCACUUCAUUCAGAGAAGAGUGUGCCAGAUUUCAAUAGCUUUGCUGCUCGGACCAACACUUGUGGAGAGCUGCGUUCUGCUCAUGUGGGCCAAGAUGUCACCUUGUGUGGAUGGGUUCAGUACCAAAGGCAGAACCUGUUUUUGAUUCUGAGGGACUUCCAGGGCCUGACCCAGCUCAUCAUUCCACAGGAUGAGGCAUAUUCCCAUGUAAACAGCAUCUUAUGCAAUGUCCCUAUGGAGUCUGUUUUAAGAGUGACCGGAACAGUCUGCUUCCGGCCUCCAGAGCAAAAGAACCCAAGAAUACCGACAGGAGACAUUGAAGUGAAGGUGAAGACUGCCGAAAUCCUAAACUCCUGCAAGAAGCUACCAUUUGAAAUUAAAGAGUUCACCAAGAAAUCUGAGGCUUUGCGUAUGCAGUAUCGUUACUUGGACUUACGCAGUUCCCAGAUGCAGUACAAUCUGCGACUCAGAUCCCAGAUGGUGAUGAGAAUGCGGGAAUACCUCUGCAACCUCCAUGGGUUUGUGGAUGUUGAGACUCCAACACUAUUUAAGAGAACCCCAGGGGGUGCGAAAGAGUUCCUGGUACCCUCCAGGGAGCCUGGGAAAUUCUACUCUCUGCCUCAGAGUCCUCAACAGUUUAAACAGCUGCUCAUGAUUGGAGGUCUGGACAGGUACUUUCAGGUCGCCCGCUGCUAUCGAGAUGAAGGUUCAAAGCCAGACAGGCAACCUGAAUUUACUCAGAUAGAUAUUGAGAUGUCAUUUGUAGACCAGUCUGGGAUCCAGAGGCUGAUUGAGGGCCUGCUCCAGUAUUCUUGGCCUGAAGAGAAAAGCCCCAUAACCAUCCCUUUUCCUUCCAUGAGCUAUGCUGAGGCACUGGCUGCUUAUGGGACUGAUAAGCCAGACACUCGCUUUGGUAUGAAGAUAGUUGAUGUCAGUGAUCUGUUCAGGAGUGUGGACAUUGGAUUAAUUCAGAAUGUUCUCAGGAAGCCCCAAGGCACCGUCAAAGCCAUUUGUGUUCCUCAGGGGGUGAGAUGUCUUCAAAAUAAAGAUCUUGAGUCUUUAAAGGAAACUGCAAAAUCCCGGUUUAAUCAGGAAGUUUUACACUUGGUCCUGGGAUCUGAUGGGAGCCUGAAGUCUCCAAUGAGUAAAUUUCUCAACAGGGAGCAGCAGUCAGAACUCAUCAGAGCCCUGAACAUUCAGGUGGAUGAUGUAGUGCUGCUGGCAGCUGGAGAACACAAGAAAGCGUGCUCUGUAUUAGGAAAUCUGCGCCUGGAGAGUGCUACCCUUCUGGAGGCAACAGGACUAGUGCUCCGGGAUCCCACUGCUUUCCACUUCCUGUGGGUGGUGGAUUUCCCCCUGUUCCUUCCCAAGGAAGAGAAGCCUGCAGAACUGGAAUCUGCUCACCACCCCUUCACAGCUCCCCACCCAUCUGACAUCAGCCUCCUCUACUCUGAGCCCACAAAGGUCCGUAGCCAGCACUAUGACCUGGUGCUGAAUGGCAGUGAGAUUGGAGGUGGCUCCAUCCGAAUUCACAAUGCACAGCAGCAGCGUUUUGUUCUGGAGAAAGUGCUGAAGGAGGACCCUGAGCUGCUUUCUCACCUGCUUGAGGCUUUGGCAUGUGGAGCACCCCCGCAUGGAGGAAUUGCUUUAGGACUUGACAGGUUGAUCUGUCUCAUCGUUGGAGCUCCAAGUAUCCGAGAUGUCAUAGCUUUCCCCAAAUCCUUCAAGGGAUAUGAUCUUAUGGGAAGUGCUCCAGACCAGAUCGCUCCAGAAGAACUAGAGCCAUACCAUAUCCGGGUUGCGUGGCCUGUGGCAGAAGUAGCAGCAAAAAAAAACUGAUUCAGUGCCAGUGAUUUGAGGCUGUUCAAACUACUGGGAUUAUUUCCACUCUUAUCUUCCAACUGCCAAAACUUAGUGCAGAAACAUCAACUGGUCUAAGGUAUAUACCAGUUGUUUUCGCAUUGAUGUUCUAGAAGUGAAAGAAACGAUAUGAGGGCACUACUUGCAAUAGUGACUGCUCUUUUGGGGACAGCAGUGGAGGGAGUAAAAAUGGAUAAAAGAC